AUGCUUUCUUCCCAGAGGAUGCUGUCGUCACGUGCCUGCGUACUUCAACGCAGUCAACGGCAAGCCACAAAGGAUGCUGGAACGAUUUCUGGACUCAAUGUUUUGCGUAUCAUCAACGAGCCAACUGCUGCGGCCAUUGCUUAUGGUUUGGAUAAGAAGGGCCAAGGCGAGCGAAAUGUUCUGAUUUUUGACUUGGGCGGUGGAGCGUUUGAUGUGUCAACCUUGACUAUUGAAGAUGGUAUUUUUGAGGUCAAGUCGACUGCUGGAGACACUCACUUUGGAGGUGAAGAUUUUGACAAUCGAAUGGUUAACCAUUUUGUUGCUGAAUUUAAGCGUAAACACAAGAAGGAUCUUGCCACCAAUCCGCGUGCUCUCCGUCGUCUUCGUACUGAUUGUGAACGUGCUAACAAGGGAACAUUCCGAACUGUGACCAAAAAUUUUCAAAUAAAAAUUAUACCAUCGUGUAGAGCAUGGUCGAAAGCCAAUUGUAGUAGGUUUCUUUUUUGGCCCUGA
This is a messenger RNA of Meloidogyne enterolobii, 513 nucleotides long. The record is from the annotation of a GenBank genome assembly. NCBI's taxonomy places the organism in Eukaryota, Metazoa, Nematoda, Chromadorea, Rhabditida, Meloidogynidae.